UUUCUUCCCUUCCCUUCCCUUCCCUUCCCAAUGGUGCUCUGCUUUCCCUUCCUCUCUUCUCCUCCUCACUCUCCCGCGGAGACAUCGCGCCACCCCGAUCGAGCAGCAGCAGACCAUCCUUCGUCCUCUCCAGCCACGCCCCUCCUCCGCGCGCCUUCGCGAACAGCACCGCUAAGGUCUCCAGCUUAAACAAAUCAAAAUCUGAACAAUUUGUGCACGAGGGUUACAAAAUCAGAGGGGUGUACUCUUUCAUGCCAUGAACCGUUGAUCACCAGUAUUGCCAUUAGUCAAUCAUAAAACAGGAAAAUGAGCUCCCAAGGUGGUAGCACUGCCGUCAUGGGCAAGGGGCAUCAUAGGGCUCAUAUUCAGACACUUGUCAGGGAAGGCUCUCUCUACAACCUCACCCUCAGUGAGGUCGAGAGCCACCUCGGCGCGCCACUGCUUAGUAUGAACCUUGAUGACCUUGUGAGGAGUGUGCUUCCAGAUGACACGAGCCUGCCAAUACGGAAUGGUGUUGGGAAUUCAGGCAGUCAGAACACGCCAUCUUCUGGUCUGGAGCGUCAGGGCAGCAGCAUUACCGUGCCUCCAGCGUUGAGUAAGAAGACAGUGGACGAAGUUUGGAGGGACAUCCAGCAGGACCAGGAGAGUAGUGAUGACGAGGAAAGGAGUUCAGGUUGCGAGGCGCAGCUGUCGUUUGGGGAGAUGACACUAGAGGAGUUCCUGCACAGGGUUGGGAUAGUUUCUGAGCAACAUCAGAAGGAUGCCGAUGAGUUAAGUGGUCGUGUGGGGACAGGAGAAGAUUCUAAUUUGAUGACUAAAGUGCAAGAUUUCCCACAGGGCACCAGUCCAAUUGAUGCGUUUAUCAUACGUCAGUCAAUUGCACAGCCACUGAGUGUUGCAAUCCCUUCAACAAUGGAUGCAAUCUACCCGGAUGGUCAAAUGAGUAUUUCACCAUCAGUAGCACUGUCUGAUCUUCAAACUCCUACUCGUAAGCGAAUUUCUUCUGAGGAUGUGGUGUACAAGGUUGUUGAUCGGAGGCAAAAGAGGAUGAUCAAGAACCGAGAAUCAGCUGCACGUUCAAGAGCUAGGAAACAGGCCUACACAAAUGAGCUCGAAUGCAAGUUGUCUUGUCUAGAAGAGGAGAACAAGAGGCUGAAGAGAGAGAAGGAGCUGGACCGGUUAUUGAAGUCCGCACCACCCCCUCCUGAACCAAAACCGCUGCUUCGGAGAGCAAGAUCGGCCUCUUUCUAAUUUCAUAUUCUCAUCCCUAUGGAUGUCCCAUGUUCCAUGUGCCAUCUACUACCAUGCAUUGUGGUCCAGGAGAAAUGGCCAAGAAUGUCCCAAUGAUUGAGGAAGAAGAAGCAACCGGGCAGUUAACUUGGCCAAUUAUUAGCUGGUCAAGUCUGUGGACUUAAUUGGGACCUGAGGAGACAGAUGGUCCAUGGCCAGCUUCCUCCAUGUGGAAAUCAAACAAACACUCUAGUCCCUAAGCUGAGCACUGCAUCAGCAUUAUUUACUUCCAUUGUUUCUCCUCCAAGACGCAUCAAAAUGUGCAGUCUCUUGUACAAGUAUGCCAAAAUUUUAGGUGCCAAACUGCUACUGUAUUAAUUUACUCUCAUUAGCAUCAUGUCAAACUUCUGCUUGUUUUCUUUC
Brachypodium distachyon (stiff brome) is the source of this 1653-nucleotide messenger RNA. Its product is annotated as ABSCISIC ACID-INSENSITIVE 5-like protein 2. The record is from RefSeq and is a predicted model, not a curated record. The coding region runs from base 307 to 1251 and encodes 314 amino acids. Gene Ontology annotation, biological process: positive regulation of DNA-templated transcription. Gene Ontology annotation, molecular function: DNA-binding transcription factor activity. The transcript has 5 exons. Lineage: Eukaryota; Viridiplantae; Streptophyta; Magnoliopsida; Poales; Poaceae. Gene Ontology annotation, cellular component: nucleus.